Molecule: messenger RNA, 2070 nt
Organism: Salmo salar (Atlantic salmon)
Lineage: Eukaryota; Metazoa; Chordata; Actinopteri; Salmoniformes; Salmonidae
Gene: bccip
Product: BRCA2 and CDKN1A interacting protein
Cellular component (GO): nucleus
Source: RefSeq, marked provisional
CACAAUUCAAAUAUGGAGCUGUCACUUCUUGUGAGCGAAGGCGACACAUUUACUUGGCUUCGUUGGCGCAACCAUAAAACAAUAACAACUGCACACACAAUACUUAUCAUGCUUUAACUAUUGAGCUAACUAGUUUUCGUUUUCAAGUCAACAGAAAAUCAACAGAAACCGUAGACAAUCAACAAAAAUUGGAUGUACACAAGCUCUUCCUCCAGCUGGCUUCAUGGCUACUACUAAAAACGAGGAAAUAGGGGACAACAAAAUAGUCAUGUUUUGUUAGGAUAAUACUUGAGUAAUAACAAUGAAUGUUAUCACUACAAUUACAAUUAGAGAAAGUAAUCGUUUUUUUUCUUUCUUCUGGAACAGUUCAGUAAACAAUAUUCUAACAUAUUUUAAAUAUAAUUUAUAUACAAUAUAUAUCCCUUUUUCAUCAAAAUGGUUUAUUCCAUUCUGCUGUCAGCAUGAAGAAACGGGACGCCAUUGCGGUUCUACACAUGGACGUUCCAAGCAUAGCGAAGCAUGCAGCAAUUGAUCCAAUAUGGCCGCUACAGUGUCUCAGUUUCGCAGUACUCCAACUCCACUUUUAAUCCUUCGCCGCACGCGUGGUAUCUGUUUUGGCAGCAUGGCUUCUUCAGCGAAAAGACGAGCAGUUGGAAUGGGAGAAAAUCCAGUUGAUAGUGAGGAUAACAGCUCUGACGAGGGAUUGGAAGACGACGGUGAUUCAGGAGAGAAUGACAGCGGAUCAGAAGAGGAGAUUAAUGAAGAGGUCAUUGUAGACUUUGAGGCCCAUACCAUUACUCACAAUGACUACAAUGGGGUGAAGAAACUCCUACAACAGCUGUUUCUGAAGGCUCAUGUCAAUACAUCCGAGUUGACCGAUCUCCUCAUCCAGCAGAAUCAUAUCGGAAGCGUCAUCAGGCAAGCAGAGGUGCCAGAGGACAGUGAUGAUGACGAGGAUCCAGCUGAUGAAGUGUUUGGUUUCAUCAGCAUGCUCAACCUCACUGAGAGAAAGGGUGUCCAGUGUGUGGAGGAGGUAAAGGAUCUGAUCCUGGGUCAAUGUGAGAAGAGUUGUCCCCAUAGUGUGACGGACGAUCUGGAGAAGGUCCUCAACGACACCAGUAAGCCUGUAGGACUGCUGCUCAGCGAGAGGUUCAUCAACGUGCCCCCACAGAUUGCCCUGCCCCUUCACAAACAGCUACAGGAGGAGAUGGCAGAAGCCCAGAGCAGCAACAAGCCCAGUGGGAAGUGUCAUUACUGUCUGAUGAUCAGCAAGACCUAUAAGGAUCCCUCCAAGACCAUCCCUGCCAGAGGAGCGCCGCCUAAAGACGAGCUCACGUUCCUCAACGCAGAGGAGGAGUUCUUCUAUGAGCAAGCCACCAUGAAGUUCCACUACUCAGUGCAGGAGGAGACGGACAGUGUUCUGAGUGGGCGGUGGUCCUUCGACGACGUCCCCAUGAAGCCGCAGCGAACCGUGAUGCUCAUCCCAGCAGACAGGAUGUCAGCCAUCAUGGACAAGCUCAAAGAAUACCUGACCGUGUGACCAACCGUACUACGACACACACAGAAUAAACUCUGGUAAACCACAGGACUGAUGUCUUUUAAACAGCCCCUCGGGAUCAUUUUUUUUUUGCAAAUGUAAAAUUCAAUACAAAACAUCGAAAGGAAGGGACCACUGGAAUAAUUUUUGUUAAGCGGAGAAUAAUGUCAAGUCAAUGUCAUUGUUGUAACGGUUCCCUUUAGCCCAGCGGUUUUUAUCUAGCUGUUUUUAGAGAAAUGUAUCUUUUGACAAAAUAAGUCACGUUAGACAUUGGUCAUAGUUCAAAGCACUGUAUUUACAGAUUCAUGUAAACAUAGUGAUGUUUUAACAUUAACAUUUCAGUGCAAACAAUUUCUUGCAAAAUGAAGUUGUGCAUUUUUCUGUAAAGGAAUAUCAGAUGUUUUGAGUUAAAACUGACUUGACUCUCUGGAUUCAUUUAUAUUCUAUUAGAAUAUAGGCUAAUUACGUACUGUAAUAUAAAAUUACCAAGGCAGUUACCACCUGACUGAAUUAAAGAAAUGAAGAAUACUGUA